GCCACUUCGAUCACCAGUCUUGGAUAUAACGCGACGCUGUUGAAACUCGCGCCCGCUCCAAAUUGUCAAAAAGUCCUGAAUAUACAUUCGUUUAGCAUUCGGUAUGCGUACAUCGUCCUAGGCCGUUCGCCGCACGCCACUGACACAUUUCUGCGGUUACGCGCGUUUAUUGAAUUUAGAACAGUUUUGUUUUUCAGACUCGGUGCAUUUUGGUGCAACGUCUAGGAAUCUGUGCUUUUUAUUGGAAAAUAUUUCGUGUUGGAUUUGUGAAGAUGGAUAACAAGAGGCGCGCAGGUCCAUCGAUUCUCACAUUUUGGAUAUUUCUACUUCAAAUGUUGGGCAACGCCCGACGCGGAGCUGAAGGUCACGGCCGACUGAUGGACCCUCCAGCACGCAACUCCAUGUGGAGGUUUGGCUACCCCAACCCUGUCAACUAUAACGACAACGAACUCUUCUGUGGAGGAUAUGCCGUCCAGUGGGAGCAGAACGGUGGCCGCUGUGGGGUCUGCGGAGACGCCGACAACCUGGCCGUGCCGCGACCUCAUGAGGCAGGGGGCAUGUACGGGAAGGGAAUCAUCAGCAAACAUUACAGUGUCGGACAGGAAAUAGAAGUGGAGAUAGAGCUGACAGCGAACCACCUGGGGACGUUCGUGAUGAAACUGUGUCCGAACAACAAUCCAAGACAAGAAGCAACACAAGAAUGCUUUGACAGAUAUCCAUUAUACGUCUCUGGCACAAGGGAAGAUCGCUUUCUCAUACCUUUGGACACCGCGAAGAAAGAAAUAUUUAGAUACAGAGUACGACUACCACCUUACGUGACUUGUACACAAUGUGUAAUGCAAUGGACUUAUUAUACAGGUAAUAUGUGGGGUAUUUGUCCAAACGGCACGGAAGCUGUCGGGUGCGGCAGGUCAGAGACAUUCAGGAACUGCGCUGACAUCAGUAUUGUGACCAGCACUGGUGGUAUCCCGCCUGCCUUUGCCGGACAGCUGCGAAGAGAUAAUCCCUUCUUGCUAUAUUACAGAGAUAUCUUCAUGCCUCAGAACAUAUAUCCUCUUGUCAUAAGAGAACAAGUAUGUUUGCCGUCGGAUGCCUACCGUCUACUACCUGGUAUGUUAAGCUGGUGUGAAACCAACUGUCUCCGCUACCCUCCAAACUGUCCGGAAACAUUGUGCCAUUGUCCGCAAGUGUGUGAAGCCAUUGGCGAGUUAGAAGGGAAGGAAGGCGCUGACGUGUACUGCAUGGAUCUAUGUAUCGUGUAUCCGCCAAAAUGUCCUAAAAACAAAUGCCGCUGUUACUAAGUCACAACUUUUCUAAACACACACUGAUAUACAAAGAAAUUUUUGUUUUACAACGUAUCUUUUGCCCAUUCAAUUUGAUAUACCCUAAUUCCAAUUUGUUGCAAACGAUAAGCCUUAUUUGGAAUUAAAAACAAACAGUGCUAGAAAUCGGGACAUUACAAUAUUAGCGAAUUGUGGGUCCCAAUUAGAUUUUAUACCUUAAACUCAUAUUAAAUCAAGUUUUGAUAAUUUUAGAAAUGCUUGUUGGUUAAGUUUAUGUAAAGAAUACCUACAUCAACUUUUGUAUUUUUACAGCCCUCUUUUUUAAUUUUGUAGUAAAAACUUAUUAUAUAAUAUAAUUUUACAUUUAUUAUUGUGCCAUUUUGUAUAAAUAUAUCAUCUAUUGUACUAUUUUAUCUAUGAAGAUUUAUCAUAGCAUUACAACUGCUGAAUUACAAUUACUUUUUGUACAUUUACUUGCGAUGUGCAAAACUGUAUAUUCUAUAUUAUAUAAAGUACUAUCUUCGAUCUACUAUGAUUAAUAUAUCUUGUACAUAGCAUUGUUUUCAAUAAUUAUAUACUGCCUACUAUAUAUAAAAAUAAAAUCUGCUAAUUUUAAACCGAAAUAACUAAUUAUAAUACAUUUGGAACAAGCAAUAUUAAAAUUGUAAAUAGUUUUAAAUUUAUUAUUCAUGUCCUAAAGAAUGCAGAGUUUUACUACUUUAAUUAGUAUCUACCGGUUGCUGUUCUAUUUUUGCCCAUUUUCUAAUUGUAAGGUCUUUCUCAAGAACUGCUAUAUAUCACCAUUAUUUCAUCUACAAUAAUAUUGUGAUUUUGUAAAAUAAACGUUAGUUAAAUA
Molecule: messenger RNA, 2139 nt
Organism: Leptidea sinapis
Lineage: Eukaryota; Metazoa; Arthropoda; Insecta; Lepidoptera; Pieridae
Exons: 9
Coding region: 273-1301 (342 amino acids)
Source: RefSeq, a predicted model, not a curated record